AAUAUAAUAAAAAUUACAUGUGAUGCCCCGCAAACAACGCAGUAGCAUUAAAUUGAAAAGAAGACCUUUUUCUGAAGGAGACGGUGUAUCGAUAUCUUCAUUUACACAGUCUACUGAGGCUGGAGCAGUCAAAGAUGAGACUUCAACUAAUGUAGAAGUUGGAGCAGUCAAAGAUGAGACUUUAAAUAAGGUAGUAGUUGGAGCAGUCAAAGAUGAGGCUUCGGCUAAUGUAGAAAUUGAAGCAGUCAAAGACGAGGCUACAACUAGUGUAAAAGUUAAAGAAGUCAAAUAUGACACAACUCAAAAAAAUGUUGGAGUGACUAUAAAUACUGAUAAUGAAAAAACGAGCCAUGAGUAUACAAAGCAAAAUAGCACACGUAUUCAUUUGAGUCAUGGAGUUAGAACAAAAUUUACAAUAAAUGUUGGACCAAUCGACAAUGAUUUAAAAUAUACUGUAACACAGAAUGUAACACAACUAUCACCACAAUUGGCAUCAAAUUAUGGUGAAUCUAAACAGAAUUUUUCAGAUAGUGCUAAAACUUUUACAAACAAAGAACCUGUACUAGAAGAGGUUUUUAUAGAAGAUAUAAGACAAAAUGAAGAAUCACUUCCCGUGAACGACUCGGAUUGAACGUUAGUGGUAAAAAGAAGAAAGAUACUGGCGAAGACUCUGAUUCUGACGAUGACAGCGAGAAAGGUAAAAAGAAAAAGGACAAAGACAAGUCUGGAUUCGGAUUUGGAAUGAAGAUGCCAAAGUUUGGCGGAAGUGGUAAAGCAGAUAUACAUGGUCCAGAAGUUGAUGUUGAUGGAAAGUUGAAAGGUGGAAUAUCUGCUGAUGUGGAUGUACCCCAUUUGAAAUCUAAAGUUGAAGGACCUGAUGUUGAUGUUUCUGCUAAAUUGCCUUCAGGCAAUGUUGAUAUCAAUGCUCCGCAUGGUAAAGGAAGCAUUCCUGGUAUUGAUGUUAAAGGCGGACUCGGAUUGAACGUUAGUGGUAAAAAGAAGAAAGAUACUGGCGAAGACUCUGAUUCUGACGAUGACAGCGAGAAAGGUAAAAAGAAAAAGGACAAAGACAAGUCUGGAUUCGGAUUUGGAAUGAAGAUGCCAAAGUUUGGCGGAAGUGGUAAAGCAGAUAUACAUGGUCCAGAAGUUGAUGUUGAUGGAAAGUUGAAAGGUGGAAUAUCUGCUGAUGUGGAUGUACCCCAUUUGAAAUCUAAAGUUGAAGGACCUGAUGUUGAUGUUUCUGCUAAAUUGCCUUCAGGCAAUGUUGAUAUCAAUGCUCCGCAUGGUAAAGGAAGCAUUCCUGGUAUUGAUGUUAAAGGCGGACUCGGAUUGAACGUUAGUGGUAAAAAGAAGAAAGAUACUGGCGAAGACUCUGAUUCUGACGAUGACAGCGAGAAAGGUAAAAAGAAAAAGGACAAAGACAAGUCUGGAUUCGGAUUUGGAAUGAAGAUGCCAAAGUUUGGCGGAAGUGGUAAAGCAGAUAUACAUGGUCCAGAAGUUGAUGUUGAUGGAAAGUUGAAAGGUGGAAUAUCUGCUGAUGUGGAUGUACCCCAUUUGAAAUCUAAAGUUGAAGGACCUGAUGUUGAUGUUUCUGCUAAAUUGCCUUCAGGCAAUGUUGAUAUCAAUGCUCCGCAUGGUAAAGGAAGCAUUCCUGGUAUUGAUGUUAAAGGCGGACUCGGAUUGAACGUUAGUGGUAAAAAGAAGAAAGAUACUGGCGAAGACUCUGAUUCUGACGAUGACAGCGAGAAAGGUAAAAAGAAAAAGGACAAAGACAAGUCUGGAUUCGGAUUUGGAAUGAAGAUGCCAAAGUUUGGCGGAAGUGGUAAAGCAGAUAUACAUGGUCCAGAAGUUGAUGUUGAUGGAAAGUUGAAAGGUGGAAUAUCUGCUGAUGUGGAUGUACCCCAUUUGAAAUCUAAAGUUGAAGGACCUGAUGUUGAUGUUUCUGCUAAAUUGCCUUCAGGCAAUGUUGAUAUCAAUGCUCCGCAUGGUAAAGGAAGCAUUCCUGGUAUUGAUGUUAAAGGCGGACUCGGAUUGAACGUUAGUGGUAAAAAGAAGAAAGAUACUGGCGAAGACUCUGAUUCUGACGAUGACAGCGAGAAAGGUAAAAAGAAAAAGGACAAAGACAAGUCUGGAUUCGGAUUUGGAAUGAAGAUGCCAAAGUUUGGCGGAAGUGGUAAAGCAGAUAUACAUGGUCCAGAAGUUGAUGUUGAUGGAAAGUUGAAAGGUGGAAUAUCUGCUGAUGUGGAUGUACCCCAUUUGAAAUCUAAAGUUGAAGGACCUGAUGUUGAUGUUUCUGCUAAAUUGCCUUCAGGCAAUGUUGAUAUCAAUGCUCCGCAUGGUAAAGGAAGCAUUCCUGGUAUUGAUGUUAAAGGCGGACUCGGAUUGAACGUUAGUGGUAAAAAGAAGAAAGAUACUGGCGAAGACUCUGAUUCUGACGAUGACAGCGAGAAAGGUAAAAAGAAAAAGGACAAAGACAAGUCUGGAUUCGGAUUUGGAAUGAAGAUGCCAAAGUUUGGCGGAAGUGGUAAAGCAGAUAUACAUGGUCCAGAAGUUGAUGUUGAUGGAAAGUUGAAAGGUGGAAUAUCUGCUGAUGUGGAUGUACCCCAUUUGAAAUCUAAAGUUGAAGGACCUGAUGUUGAUGUUUCUGCUAAAUUGCCUUCAGGCAAUGUUGAUAUCAAUGCUCCGCAUGGUAAAGGAAGCAUUCCUGGUAUUGAUGUUAAAGGCGGACUCGGAUUGAACGUUAGUGGUAAAAAGAAGAAAGAUACUGGCGAAGACUCUGAUUCUGACGAUGACAGCGAGAAAGGUAAAAAGAAAAAGGACAAAGACAAGUCUGGAUUCGGAUUUGGAAUGAAGAUGCCAAAGUUUGGCGGAAGUGGUAAAGCAGAUAUACAUGGUCCAGAAGUUGAUGUUGAUGGAAAGUUGAAAGGUGGAAUAUCUGCUGAUGUGGAUGUACCCCAUUUGAAAUCUAAAGUUGAAGGACCUGAUGUUGAUGUUUCUGCUAAAUUGCCUUCAGGCAAUGUUGAUAUCAAUGCUCCGCAUGGUAAAGGAAGCAUUCCUGGUAUUGAUGUUAAAGGCGGACUCGGAUUGAACGUUAGUGGUAAAAAGAAGAAAGAUACUGGCGAAGACUCUGAUUCUGACGAUGACAGCGAGAAAGGUAAAAAGAAAAAGGACAAAGACAAGUCUGGAUUCGGAUUUGGAAUGAAGAUGCCAAAGUUUGGCGGAAGUGGUAAAGCAGAUAUACAUGGUCCAGAAGUUGAUGUUGAUGGAAAGUUGAAAGGUGGAAUAUCUGCUGAUGUGGAUGUACCCCAUUUGAAAUCUAAAGUUGAAGGACCUGAUGUUGAUGUUUCUGCUAAAUUGCCUUCAGGCAAUGUUGAUAUCAAUGCUCCGCAUGGUAAAGGAAGCAUUCCUGGUAUUGAUGUUAAAGGCGGACUCGGAUUGAACGUUAGUGGUAAAAAGAAGAAAGAUACUGGCGAAGACUCUGAUUCUGACGAUGACAGCGAGAAAGGUAAAAAGAAAAAGGACAAAGACAAGUCUGGAUUCGGAUUUGGAAUGAAGAUGCCAAAGUUUGGCGGAAGUGGUAAAGCAGAUAUACAUGGUCCAGAAGUUGAUGUUGAUGGAAAGUUGAAAGGUGGAAUAUCUGCUGAUGUGGAUGUACCCCAUUUGAAAUCUAAAGUUGAAGGACCUGAUGUUGAUGUUUCUGCUAAAUUGCCUUCAGGCAAUGUUGAUAUCAAUGCUCCGCAUGGUAAAGGAAGCAUUCCUGGUAUUGAUGUUAAAGGCGGACUCGGAUUGAACGUUAGUGGUAAAAAGAAGAAAGAUACUGGCGAAGACUCUGAUUCUGACGAUGACAGCGAGAAAGGUAAAAAGAAAAAGGACAAAGACAAGUCUGGAUUCGGAUUUGGAAUGAAGAUGCCAAAGUUUGGCGGAAGUGGUAAAGCAGAUAUACAUGGUCCAGAAGUUGAUGUUGAUGGAAAGUUGAAAGGUGGAAUAUCUGCUGAUGUGGAUGUACCCCAUUUGAAAUCUAAAGUUGAAGGACCUGAUGUUGAUGUUUCUGCUAAAUUGCCUUCAGGCAAUGUUGAUAUCAAUGCUCCGCAUGGUAAAGGAAGCAUUCCUGGUAUUGAUGUUAAAGGCGGACUCGGAUUGAACGUUAGUGGUAAAAAGAAGAAAGAUACUGGCGAAGACUCUGAUUCUGACGAUGACAGCGAGAAAGGUAAAAAGAAAAAGGACAAAGACAAGUCUGGAUUCGGAUUUGGAAUGAAGAUGCCAAAGUUUGGCGGAAGUGGUAAAGCAGAUAUACAUGGUCCAGAAGUUGAUGUUGAUGGAAAGUUGAAAGGUGGAAUAUCUGCUGAUGUGGAUGUACCCCAUUUGAAAUCUAAAGUUGAAGGACCUGAUGUUGAUGUUUCUGCUAAAUUGCCUUCAGGCAAUGUUGAUAUCAAUGCUCCGCAUGGUAAAGGAAGCAUUCCUGGUAUUGAUGUUAAAGGCGGACUCGGAUUGAACGUUAGUGGUAAAAAGAAGAAAGAUACUGGCGAAGACUCUGAUUCUGACGAUGACAGCGAGAAAGGUAAAAAGAAAAAGGACAAAGACAAGUCUGGAUUCGGAUUUGGAAUGAAGAUGCCAAAGUUUGGCGGAAGUGGUAAAGCAGAUAUACAUGGUCCAGAAGUUGAUGUUGAUGGAAAGUUGAAAGGUGGAAUAUCUGCUGAUGUGGAUGUACCCCAUUUGAAAUCUAAAGUUGAAGGACCUGAUGUUGAUGUUUCUGCUAAAUUGCCUUCAGGCAAUGUUGAUAUCAAUGCUCCGCAUGGUAAAGGAAGCAUUCCUGGUAUUGAUGUUAAAGGCGGACUCGGAUUGAACGUUAGUGGUAAAAAGAAGAAAGAUACUGGCGAAGACUCUGAUUCUGACGAUGACAGCGAGAAAGGUAAAAAGAAAAAGGACAAAGACAAGUCUGGAUUCGGAUUUGGAAUGAAGAUGCCAAAGUUUGGCGGAAGUGGUAAAGCAGAUAUACAUGGUCCAGAAGUUGAUGUUGAUGGAAAGUUGAAAGGUGGAAUAUCUGCUGAUGUGGAUGUACCCCAUUUGAAAUCUAAAGUUGAAGGACCUGAUGUUGAUGUUUCUGCUAAAUUGCCUUCAGGCAAUGUUGAUAUCAAUGCUCCGCAUGGUAAAGGAAGCAUUCCUGGUAUUGAUGUUAAAGGCGGACUCGGAUUGAACGUUAGUGGUAAAAAGAAGAAAGAUACUGGCGAAGACUCUGAUUCUGACGAUGACAGCGAGAAAGGUAAAAAGAAAAAGGACAAAGACAAGUCUGGAUUCGGAUUUGGAAUGAAGAUGCCAAAGUUUGGCGGAAGUGGUAAAGCAGAUAUACAUGGUCCAGAAGUUGAUGUUGAUGGAAAGUUGAAAGGUGGAAUAUCUGCUGAUGUGGAUGUACCCCAUUUGAAAUCUAAAGUUGAAGGACCUGAUGUUGAUGUUUCUGCUAAAUUGCCUUCAGGCAAUGUUGAUAUCAAUGCUCCGCAUGGUAAAGGAAGCAUUCCUGGUAUUGAUGUUAAAGGCGGACUCGGAUUGAACGUUAGUGGUAAAAAGAAGAAAGAUACUGGCGAAGACUCUGAUUCUGACGAUGACAGCGAGAAAGGUAAAAAGAAAAAGGACAAAGACAAGUCUGGAUUCGGAUUUGGAAUGAAGAUGCCAAAGUUUGGCGGAAGUGGUAAAGCAGAUAUACAUGGUCCAGAAGUUGAUGUUGAUGGAAAGUUGAAAGGUGGAAUAUCUGCUGAUGUGGAUGUACCCCAUUUGAAAUCUAAAGUUGAAGGACCUGAUGUUGAUGUUUCUGCUAAAUUGCCUUCAGGCAAUGUUGAUAUCAAUGCUCCGCAUGGUAAAGGAAGCAUUCCUGGUAUUGAUGUUAAAGGCGGACUCGGAUUGAACGUUAGUGGUAAAAAGAAGAAAGAUACUGGCGAAGACUCUGAUUCUGACGAUGACAGCGAGAAAGGUAAAAAGAAAAAGGACAAAGACAAGUCUGGAUUCGGAUUUGGAAUGAAGAUGCCAAAGUUUGGCGGAAGUGGUAAAGCAGAUAUACAUGGUCCAGAAGUUGAUGUUGAUGGAAAGUUGAAAGGUGGAAUAUCUGCUGAUGUGGAUGUACCCCAUUUGAAAUCUAAAGUUGAAGGACCUGAUGUUGAUGUUUCUGCUAAAUUGCCUUCAGGCAAUGUUGAUAUCAAUGCUCCGCAUGGUAAAGGAAGCAUUCCUGGUAUUGAUGUUAAAGGCGGACUCGGAUUGAACGUUAGUGGUAAAAAGAAGAAAGAUACUGGCGAAGACUCUGAUUCUGACGAUGACAGCGAGAAAGGUAAAAAGAAAAAGGACAAAGACAAGUCUGGAUUCGGAUUUGGAAUGAAGAUGCCAAAGUUUGGCGGAAGUGGUAAAGCAGAUAUACAUGGUCCAGAAGUUGAUGUUGAUGGAAAGUUGAAAGGUGGAAUAUCUGCUGAUGUGGAUGUACCCCAUUUGAAAUCUAAAGUUGAAGGACCUGAUGUUGAUGUUUCUGCUAAAUUGCCUUCAGGCAAUGUUGAUAUCAAUGCUCCGCAUGGUAAAGGAAGCAUUCCUGGUAUUGAUGUUAAAGGCGGACUCGGAUUGAACGUUAGUGGUAAAAAGAAGAAAGAUACUGGCGAAGACUCUGAUUCUGACGAUGACAGCGAGAAAGGUAAAAAGAAAAAGGACAAAGACAAGUCUGGAUUCGGAUUUGGAAUGAAGAUGCCAAAGUUUGGCGGAAGUGGUAAAGCAGAUAUACAUGGUCCAGAAGUUGAUGUUGAUGGAAAGUUGAAAGGUGGAAUAUCUGCUGAUGUGGAUGUACCCCAUUUGAAAUCUAAAGUUGAAGGACCUGAUGUUGAUGUUUCUGCUAAAUUGCCUUCAGGCAAUGUUGAUAUCAAUGCUCCGCAUGGUAAAGGAAGCAUUCCUGGUAUUGAUGUUAAAGGCGGACUCGGAUUGAACGUUAGUGGUAAAAAGAAGAAAGAUACUGGCGAAGACUCUGAUUCUGACGAUGACAGCGAGAAAGGUAAAAAGAAAAAGGACAAAGACAAGUCUGGAUUCGGAUUUGGAAUGAAGAUGCCAAAGUUUGGCGGAAGUGGUAAAGCAGAUAUACAUGGUCCAGAAGUUGAUGUUGAUGGAAAGUUGAAAGGUGGAAUAUCUGCUGAUGUGGAUGUACCCCAUUUGAAAUCUAAAGUUGAAGGACCUGAUGUUGAUGUUUCUGCUAAAUUGCCUUCAGGCAAUGUUGAUAUCAAUGCUCCGCAUGGUAAAGGAAGCAUUCCUGGUAUUGAUGUUAAAGGCGGACUCGGAUUGAACGUUAGUGGUAAAAAGAAGAAAGAUACUGGCGAAGACUCUGAUUCUGACGAUGACAGCGAGAAAGGUAAAAAGAAAAAGGACAAAGACAAGUCUGGAUUCGGAUUUGGAAUGAAGAUGCCAAAGUUUGGCGGAAGUGGUAAAGCAGAUAUACAUGGUCCAGAAGUUGAUGUUGAUGGAAAGUUGAAAGGUGGAAUAUCUGCUGAUGUGGAUGUACCCCAUUUGAAAUCUAAAGUUGAAGGACCUGAUGUUGAUGUUUCUGCUAAAUUGCCUUCAGGCAAUGUUGAUAUCAAUGCUCCGCAUGGUAAAGGAAGCAUUCCUGGUAUUGAUGUUAAAGGCGGACUCGGAUUGAACGUUAGUGGUAAAAAGAAGAAAGAUACUGGCGAAGACUCUGAUUCUGACGAUGACAGCGAGAAAGGUAAAAAGAAAAAGGACAAAGACAAGUCUGGAUUCGGAUUUGGAAUGAAGAUGCCAAAGUUUGGCGGAAGUGGUAAAGCAGAUAUACAUGGUCCAGAAGUUGAUGUUGAUGGAAAGUUGAAAGGUGGAAUAUCUGCUGAUGUGGAUGUACCCCAUUUGAAAUCUAAAGUUGAAGGACCUGAUGUUGAUGUUUCUGCUAAAUUGCCUUCAGGCAAUGUUGAUAUCAAUGCUCCGCAUGGUAAAGGAAGCAUUCCUGGUAUUGAUGUUAAAGGCGGACUCGGAUUGAACGUUAGUGGUAAAAAGAAGAAAGAUACUGGCGAAGACUCUGAUUCUGACGAUGACAGCGAGAAAGGUAAAAAGAAAAAGGACAAAGACAAGUCUGGAUUCGGAUUUGGAAUGAAGAUGCCAAAGUUUGGCGGAAGUGGUAAAGCAGAUAUACAUGGUCCAGAAGUUGAUGUUGAUGGAAAGUUGAAAGGUGGAAUAUCUGCUGAUGUGGAUGUACCCCAUUUGAAAUCUAAAGUUGAAGGACCUGAUGUUGAUGUUUCUGCUAAAUUGCCUUCAGGCAAUGUUGAUAUCAAUGCUCCGCAUGGUAAAGGAAGCAUUCCUGGUAUUGAUGUUAAAGGCGGACUCGGAUUGAACGUUAGUGGUAAAAAGAAGAAAGAUACUGGCGAAGACUCUGAUUCUGACGAUGACAGCGAGAAAGGUAAAAAGAAAAAGGACAAAGACAAGUCUGGAUUCGGAUUUGGAAUGAAGAUGCCAAAGUUUGGCGGAAGUGGUAAAGCAGAUAUACAUGGUCCAGAAGUUGAUGUUGAUGGAAAGUUGAAAGGUGGAAUAUCUGCUGAUGUGGAUGUACCCCAUUUGAAAUCUAAAGUUGAAGGACCUGAUGUUGAUGUUUCUGCUAAAUUGCCUUCAGGCAAUGUUGAUAUCAAUGCUCCGCAUGGUAAAGGAAGCAUUCCUGGUAUUGAUGUUAAAGGCGGACUCGGAUUGAACGUUAGUGGUAAAAAGAAGAAAGAUACUGGCGAAGACUCUGAUUCUGACGAUGACAGCGAGAAAGGUAAAAAGAAAAAGGACAAAGACAAGUCUGGAUUCGGAUUUGGAAUGAAGAUGCCAAAGUUUGGCGGAAGUGGUAAAGCAGAUAUACAUGGUCCAGAAGUUGAUGUUGAUGGAAAGUUGAAAGGUGGAAUAUCUGCUGAUGUGGAUGUACCCCAUUUGAAAUCUAAAGUUGAAGGACCUGAUGUUGAUGUUUCUGCUAAAUUGCCUUCAGGCAAUGUUGAUAUCAAUGCUCCGCAUGGUAAAGGAAGCAUUCCUGGUAUUGAUGUUAAAGGCGGACUCGGAUUGAACGUUAGUGGUAAAAAGAAGAAAGAUACUGGCGAAGACUCUGAUUCUGACGAUGACAGCGAGAAAGGUAAAAAGAAAAAGGACAAAGACAAGUCUGGAUUCGGAUUUGGAAUGAAGAUGCCAAAGUUUGGCGGAAGUGGUAAAGCAGAUAUACAUGGUCCAGAAGUUGAUGUUGAUGGAAAGUUGAAAGGUGGAAUAUCUGCUGAUGUGGAUGUACCCCAUUUGAAAUCUAAAGUUGAAGGACCUGAUGUUGAUGUUUCUGCUAAAUUGCCUUCAGGCAAUGUUGAUAUCAAUGCUCCGCAUGGUAAAGGAAGCAUUCCUGGUAUUGAUGUUAAAGGCGGACUCGGAUUGAACGUUAGUGGUAAAAAGAAGAAAGAUACUGGCGAAGACUCUGAUUCUGACGAUGACAGCGAGAAAGGUAAAAAGAAAAAGGACAAAGACAAGUCUGGAUUCGGAUUUGGAAUGAAGAUGCCAAAGUUUGGCGGAAGUGGUAAAGCAGAUAUACAUGGUCCAGAAGUUGAUGUUGAUGGAAAGUUGAAAGGUGGAAUAUCUGCUGAUGUGGAUGUACCCCAUUUGAAAUCUAAAGUUGAAGGACCUGAUGUUGAUGUUUCUGCUAAAUUGCCUUCAGGCAAUGUUGAUAUCAAUGCUCCGCAUGGUAAAGGAAGCAUUCCUGGUAUUGAUGUUAAAGGCGGACUCGGAUUGAACGUUAGUGGUAAAAAGAAGAAAGAUACUGGCGAAGACUCUGAUUCUGACGAUGACAGCGAGAAAGGUAAAAAGAAAAAGGACAAAGACAAGUCUGGAUUCGGAUUUGGAAUGAAGAUGCCAAAGUUUGGCGGAAGUGGUAAAGCAGAUAUACAUGGUCCAGAAGUUGAUGUUGAUGGAAAGUUGAAAGGUGGAAUAUCUGCUGAUGUGGAUGUACCCCAUUUGAAAUCUAAAGUUGAAGGACCUGAUGUUGAUGUUUCUGCUAAAUUGCCUUCAGGCAAUGUUGAUAUCAAUGCUCCGCAUGGUAAAGGAAGCAUUCCUGGUAUUGAUGUUAAAGGCGGACUCGGAUUGAACGUUAGUGGUAAAAAGAAGAAAGAUACUGGCGAAGACUCUGAUUCUGACGAUGACAGCGAGAAAGGUAAAAAGAAAAAGGACAAAGACAAGUCUGGAUUCGGAUUUGGAAUGAAGAUGCCAAAGUUUGGCGGAAGUGGUAAAGCAGAUAUACAUGGUCCAGAAGUUGAUGUUGAUGGAAAGUUGAAAGGUGGAAUAUCUGCUGAUGUGGAUGUACCCCAUUUGAAAUCUAAAGUUGAAGGACCUGAUGUUGAUGUUUCUGCUAAAUUGCCUUCAGGCAAUGUUGAUAUCAAUGCUCCGCAUGGUAAAGGAAGCAUUCCUGGUAUUGAUGUUAAAGGCGGACUCGGAUUGAACGUUAGUGGUAAAAAGAAGAAAGAUACUGGCGAAGACUCUGAUUCUGACGAUGACAGCGAGAAAGGUAAAAAGAAAAAGGACAAAGACAAGUCUGGAUUCGGAUUUGGAAUGAAGAUGCCAAAGUUUGGCGGAAGUGGUAAAGCAGAUAUACAUGGUCCAGAAGUUGAUGUUGAUGGAAAGUUGAAAGGUGGAAUAUCUGCUGAUGUGGAUGUACCCCAUUUGAAAUCUAAAGUUGAAGGACCUGAUGUUGAUGUUUCUGCUAAAUUGCCUUCAGGCAAUGUUGAUAUCAAUGCUCCGCAUGGUAAAGGAAGCAUUCCUGGUAUUGAUGUUAAAGGCGGACUCGGAUUGAACGUUAGUGGUAAAAAGAAGAAAGAUACUGGCGAAGACUCUGAUUCUGACGAUGACAGCGAGAAAGGUAAAAAGAAAAAGGACAAAGACAAGUCUGGAUUCGGAUUUGGAAUGAAGAUGCCAAAGUUUGGCGGAAGUGGUAAAGCAGAUAUACAUGGUCCAGAAGUUGAUGUUGAUGGAAAGUUGAAAGGUGGAAUAUCUGCUGAUGUGGAUGUACCCCAUUUGAAAUCUAAAGUUGAAGGACCUGAUGUUGAUGUUUCUGCUAAAUUGCCUUCAGGCAAUGUUGAUAUCAAUGCUCCGCAUGGUAAAGGAAGCAUUCCUGGUAUUGAUGUUAAAGGCGGACUCGGAUUGAACGUUAGUGGUAAAAAGAAGAAAGAUACUGGCGAAGACUCUGAUUCUGACGAUGACAGCGAGAAAGGUAAAAAGAAAAAGGACAAAGACAAGUCUGGAUUCGGAUUUGGAAUGAAGAUGCCAAAGUUUGGCGGAAGUGGUAAAGCAGAUAUACAUGGUCCAGAAGUUGAUGUUGAUGGAAAGUUGAAAGGUGGAAUAUCUGCUGAUGUGGAUGUACCCCAUUUGAAAUCUAAAGUUGAAGGACCUGAUGUUGAUGUUUCUGCUAAAUUGCCUUCAGGCAAUGUUGAUAUCAAUGCUCCGCAUGGUAAAGGAAGCAUUCCUGGUAUUGAUGUUAAAGGCGGACUCGGAUUGAACGUUAGUGGUAAAAAGAAGAAAGAUACUGGCGAAGACUCUGAUUCUGACGAUGACAGCGAGAAAGGUAAAAAGAAAAAGGACAAAGACAAGUCUGGAUUCGGAUUUGGAAUGAAGAUGCCAAAGUUUGGCGGAAGUGGUAAAGCAGAUAUACAUGGUCCAGAAGUUGAUGUUGAUGGAAAGUUGAAAGGUGGAAUAUCUGCUGAUGUGGAUGUACCCCAUUUGAAAUCUAAAGUUGAAGGACCUGAUGUUGAUGUUUCUGCUAAAUUGCCUUCAGGCAAUGUUGAUAUCAAUGCUCCGCAUGGUAAAGGAAGCAUUCCUGGUAUUGAUGUUAAAGGCGGACUCGGAUUGAACGUUAGUGGUAAAAAGAAGAAAGAUACUGGCGAAGACUCUGAUUCUGACGAUGACAGCGAGAAAGGUAAAAAGAAAAAGGACAAAGACAAGUCUGGAUUCGGAUUUGGAAUGAAGAUGCCAAAGUUUGGCGGAAGUGGUAAAGCAGAUAUACAUGGUCCAGAAGUUGAUGUUGAUGGAAAGUUGAAAGGUGGAAUAUCUGCUGAUGUGGAUGUACCCCAUUUGAAAUCUAAAGUUGAAGGACCUGAUGUUGAUGUUUCUGCUAAAUUGCCUUCAGGCAAUGUUGAUAUCAAUGCUCCGCAUGGUAAAGGAAGCAUUCCUGGUAUUGAUGUUAAAGGCGGACUCGGAUUGAACGUUAGUGGUAAAAAGAAGAAAGAUACUGGCGAAGACUCUGAUUCUGACGAUGACAGCGAGAAAGGUAAAAAGAAAAAGGACAAAGACAAGUCUGGAUUCGGAUUUGGAAUGAAGAUGCCAAAGUUUGGCGGAAGUGGUAAAGCAGAUAUACAUGGUCCAGAAGUUGAUGUUGAUGGAAAGUUGAAAGGUGGAAUAUCUGCUGAUGUGGAUGUACCCCAUUUGAAAUCUAAAGUUGAAGGACCUGAUGUUGAUGUUUCUGCUAAAUUGCCUUCAGGCAAUGUUGAUAUCAAUGCUCCGCAUGGUAAAGGAAGCAUUCCUGGUAUUGAUGUUAAAGGCGGACUCGGAUUGAACGUUAGUGGUAAAAAGAAGAAAGAUACUGGCGAAGACUCUGAUUCUGACGAUGACAGCGAGAAAGGUAAAAAGAAAAAGGACAAAGACAAGUCUGGAUUCGGAUUUGGAAUGAAGAUGCCAAAGUUUGGCGGAAGUGGUAAAGCAGAUAUACAUGGUCCAGAAGUUGAUGUUGAUGGAAAGUUGAAAGGUGGAAUAUCUGCUGAUGUGGAUGUACCCCAUUUGAAAUCUAAAGUUGAAGGACCUGAUGUUGAUGUUUCUGCUAAAUUGCCUUCAGGCAAUGUUGAUAUCAAUGCUCCGCAUGGUAAAGGAAGCAUUCCUGGUAUUGAUGUUAAAGGCGGACUCGGAUUGAACGUUAGUGGUAAAAAGAAGAAAGAUACUGGCGAAGACUCUGAUUCUGACGAUGACAGCGAGAAAGGUAAAAAGAAAAAGGACAAAGACAAGUCUGGAUUCGGAUUUGGAAUGAAGAUGCCAAAGUUUGGCGGAAGUGGUCAAAGGCAGAUACAUGGUCCAGAAGUUGAUGUUGAUGGAAAGUUGAAAGGUGGAAUAUCUGCUGAUGUGGAUGUACCCCAUUUGAAAUCUAAAGUUGAAGGACCUGAUGUUGAUGUUUCUGCUAAAUUGCCUUCAGGCAAUGUUGAUAUCAAUGCUCCGCAUGGUAAAGGAAGCAUUCCUGGUAUUGAUGUUAAAGGCGGACUCGGAUUGAACGUUAGUGGUAAAAAGAAGAAAGAUACUGGCGAAGACUCUGAUUCUGACGAUGACAGCGAGAAAGGUAAAAAGAAAAAGGACAAAGACAAGUCUGGAUUCGGAUUUGGAAUGAAGAUGCCAAAGUUUGGCGGAAGUGGUAAAGCAGAUAUACAUGGUCCAGAAGUUGAUGUUGAUGGAAAGUUGAAAGGUGGAAUAUCUGCUGAUGUGGAUGUACCCCAUUUGAAAUCUAAAGUUGAAGGACCUGAUGUUGAUGUUUCUGCUAAAUUGCCUUCAGGCAAUGUUGAUAUCAAUGCUCCGCAUGGUAAAGGAAGCAUUCCUGGUAUUGAUGUUAAAGGCGGACUCGGAUUGAACGUUAGUGGUAAAAAGAAGAAAGAUACUGGCGAAGACUCUGAUUCUGACGAUGACAGCGAGAAAGGUAAAAAGAAAAAGGACAAAGACAAGUCUGGAUUCGGAUUUGGAAUGAAGAUGCCAAAGUUUGGCGGAAGUGGUAAAGCAGAUAUACAUGGUCCAGAAGUUGAUGUUGAUGGAAAGUUGAAAGGUGGAAUAUCUGCUGAUGUGGAUGUACCCCAUUUGAAAUCUAAAGUUGAAGGACCUGAUGUUGAUGUUUCUGCUAAAUUGCCUUCAGGCAAUGUUGAUAUCAAUGCUCCGCAUGGUAAAGGAAGCAUUCCUGGUAUUGAUGUUAAAGGCGGACUCGGAUUGAACUUUAGUGGUAAAAAGAAGAAAGAUACUGGCGAAGACUCUGAUUCUGACGAUGACAGCGAGAAAGGUAAAAAGAAAAAGGACAAAGACAAGUCUGGAUUCGGAUUUGGAAUGAAGAUGCCAAAGUUUGGCGGAAGUGUCAAAGGUCAUAAACAUGGGCCUGAUGUUGACGUUAAUGGAAAGUUGAAAGGUGGAAUAUCUGCUGAUGUGGAUGUACCCCAUUUGAAAUCUAAAGUUGAAGGACCUGAUGUUGAUGUUUUUGAUAAAUUGCCUUCAGGCAAUGUUGAUAUCAAUGCUCCGCAUGGUAAAGGAAGCAUUCCUGGUAUUGAUGUUAAAGGCGGACUCGGAUUGAACGUUAGUGGUAAAAAGAAGAAAGAUACUGGCGAAGACUCUGAUUCUGACGAUGACAGCGAGAAAGGUAAAAAGAAAAAGGACAAAGACAAGUCUGGAUUCGGAUUUGGAAUGAAGAUGCCAAAGUUUGGCGGAAGUGGUAAAGCAGAUAUACAUGGUCCAGAAGUUGAUGUUGAUGGAAAGUUGAAAGGUGGAAUAUCUGCUGAUGUGGAUGUACCCCAUUUGAAAUCUAAAGUUGAAGGACCUGAUGUUGAUGUUUCUGCUAAAUUGCCUUCAGGCAAUGUUGAUAUCAAUGCUCAGCAUGGUAAAGGAAGCAUUCCUGGUAUUGAUGUUAAAGGCGGACUCGGAUUGAACGUUAGUGGUAAAAAGAAGAAAGAUACUGGCGAAGACUCUGAUUCUGACGAUGACAGCGAGAAAGGUAAAAAGAGAAAGGACAAAGACAAGUCUGGAUUCGGAUUUGGAAUGAAGAUGCCAAAGUUUGGCGGAAGUUUUAAAGGUCAUAAACAUGGGCCUGAUGUUGAUGUUGAUGGAAAGUUGAAAGGUGCAACAUCUGCUGAUGUUGAUGUACCUCAUUUGAAAUCUAAAGUUGAAGGACCUGAUGUUGAUGUUUCUGCUAAAUUGCCUUCAGGCAAUGUUGAUAUCAAUGCUCCGCAUGGUAAAGGAAGCAUUCCUGGUAUUGAUGUUAAAGGCGGACUCGGAUUGAACGUUAGUGGUAAAAAGAAGAAAGAUACUGGCGAAGACUCUGAUUCUGACGAUGACAAAGAGAAAGGUAAAAAGAAAAAGGACAAAGACAAGUCUGGAUUCGGAUUUGGAAUGAAGAUGCCAAAGUUUGGCGGAAGUGGUAAAGCAGAUAUACAUGGUCCAGAAGUUGAUGUUGAUGGAAAGUUGAAAGGUGGAAUAUCUGCUGAUGUGGAUGUACCCCAUUUGAAAUCUAAAGUUGAAGGACCUGAUGUUGAUGUUUCUGCUAAAUUGCCUUCAGGCAAUGUUGAUAUCAAUGCUCCGCAUGGUAAAGGAAGCAUUCCUGGUAUUGAUGUUAAAGGCGGACUCGGAUUGAACGUUAGUGGUAAAAAGAAGAAAGAUACUGGCGAAGACUCUGAUUCUGACGAUGACAGCGAGAAAGGUAAAAAGAAAAAGGACAAAGACAAGUCUGGAUUCGGAUUUGGAAUGAAGAUGCCAAAGUUUGGCGGAAGUGGUAAAGCAGAUAUACAUGGUCCAGAAGUUGAUGUUGAUGGAAAGUUGAAAGGUGGAAUAUCUGCUGAUGUGGAUGUACCCCAUUUGAAAUCUAAAGUUGAAGGACCUGAUGUUGAUGUUUCUGCUAAAUUGCCUUCAGGCAAUGUUGAUAUCAAUGCUCCGCAUGGUAAAGGAAGCAUUCCUGGUAUUGAUGUUAAAGGCGGACUCGGAUUGAACGUUAGUGGUAAAAAGAAGAAAGAUACUGGCGAAGACUCUGAUUCUGACGAUGACAGCGAGAAAGGUAAAAAGAAAAAGGACAAAGACAAGUCUGGAUUCGGAUUUGGAAUGAAGAUGCCAAAGUUUGGCGGAAGUGGUAAAGCAGAUAUACAUGGUCCAGAAGUUGAUGUUGAUGGAAAGUUGAAAGGUGGAAUAUCUGCUGAUGUGGAUGUACCCCAUUUGAAAUCUAAAGUUGAAGGACCUGAUGUUGAUGUUUCUGCUAAAUUGCCUUCAGGCAAUGUUGAUAUCAAUGCUCCGCAUGGUAAAGGAAGCAUUCCUGGUAUUGAUGUUAAAGGCGGACUCGGAUUGAACGUUAGUGGUAAAAAGAAGAAAGAUACUGGCGAAGACUCUGAUUCUGACGAUGACAGCGAGAAAGGUAAAAAGAAAAAGGACAAAGACAAGUCUGGAUUCGGAUUUGGAAUGAAGAUGCCAAAGUUUGGCGGAAGUGGUAAAGCAGAUAUACAUGGUCCAGAAGUUGAUGUUGAUGGAAAGUUGAAAGGUGGAAUAUCUGCUGAUGUGGAUGUACCCCAUUUGAAAUCUAAAGUUGAAGGACCUGAUGUUGAUGUUUCUGCUAAAUUGCCUUCAGGCAAUGUUGAUAUCAAUGCUCCGCAUGGUAAAGGAAGCAUUCCUGGUAUUGAUGUUAAAGGCGGACUCGGAUUGAACGUUAGUGGUAAAAAGAAGAAAGAUACUGGCGAAGACUCUGAUUCUGACGAUGACAGUGAGAAAGGUAAAAAGAAAAAGGACAAAGACAAGUCUGGAUUCGGAUUUGGAAUGAAGAUGCCAAAGUUUGGCGGAAGUGGUAAAGCAGAUAUACAUGGUCCAGAAGUUGAUGUUGAUGGAAAGUUGAAAGGUGGAAUAUCUGCUGAUGUGGAUGUACCCCAUUUGAAAUCUAAAGUUGAAGGACCUGAUGUUGAUGUUUCUGCUAAAUUGCCUUCAGGCAAUGUUGAUAUCAAUGCUUCGUUCUCUAAAGGAAACUAUCCUGGUUAUGAUGCGAAAGGGUUGAACGUUACAUCAAAUACUUCAAAUCUUUCCAACGAUUCUUCUACCUCUGUUGUUGAUACAAAUAAAGUUGCUAAGAAAAGGAAAGAUAAUGAUAAGUCUUCCCUCGGUUUCAAAUUGAAAAUGCCAAAGUUUGGUGGAAGUAGCAAAGCAGAUUCUUGUGGUUCUGAUCUAGUUGCUGGUGGUAACUUAAGUUCUGAUAUAUCUGUCGAUCCACUUGACUUAAAAUCUACAAGUGAUGUUUCUGAAACUCAUAUUUCUGGUGGUAAAAUGAAUGUUACUCUUUCUGGUGUUUCUGAGUGUAGUGAUAAGGUUUCUAAGAAAAAUAAAAAGCGUCAUUUGUUUGGUAACAAUAAGAAAUCAAAGAACAAUUCAAAUUUUUUUUGUUCUUUGGAAAAGCCUUCUGUUGAGUCUCCUGAGUUAGAUUCUCAUGGAGAACUCAGCCAACCAUCUGGCGAAAUUGCUCCUUCGGACUCUUUUGUUGCCAUCGAUAUCGGUGAGAAUUCUUUAAUUGAUAAUCAAGAUUUAUCAGUUAAUGCAAGUCCAAGAUCAGCAUCGUUUUUGCAAAAGUUCUUUCAAAAAAGUGAACCUAAACCUAAAUCCCAGUCCCUUUCUGAUGAUAGAACUCAUGAAAACAAGAAUUUGAGUACUGUAGAUAAAAAAGCAUUUAAGCAAGAAGUUUCAAUUGGUACAUUAAAACAAGAAGUUUCUAUUGGUGAUGUUAAACAAGACUUUGUAAUUAUAGAAUCUUCAAGUUCUCCAAAAAAUGAUCAUAUCAAAUCUCCUAAAUCUCCUAGUCUUCUUCGACGUAUCGGAAUGUUUUUCCAUUUGCAUUCUGACAAUUAUAACCUUGAAAAAGUUGAUUCAGAAUCUCAUUCAAAAGAGGAUAAAGCUUCUGAUCUGAAGGAUUCACACUCUGUUAAAGGAGACGAUUGCUUUGAAAUUCCUGAUGUUGUUAUAACUGUAUCUAAAAACACACCUUCUACAUUGUCGGUUACACAUUCUUCUGCUAACUCUAGUGGUUUGCCCACAGUUGUGGAAGGAAAUGUUUCAACGGCUAUUUCCGGCGAGAACAUCGUUUCCGACGGCGAUUCCACUCAAAAAACAAAAUCAACUUUAACCAGUGAUUUUUCAAUAUCCGGAGAAAGCUCUGUCAAGUUUUCAAUGAAUUAAAACCAGAGCAAGUAACCAAGCAACUGUUUAAAACCUUAGCAAGUAACCAAGCAACUGUUUAAAACCUUAGCAAGUAUUACUUUUUAGGCUCUGAUGUUUAUUUGGGAUUUUAAGGAUAUUGUGGUAUAAACAAUUUAAAAUGAAUUCGUGUAACAGAAGAGGCGAUUUUACAUUUGUAUAAGUUGUGUUUGACUCAUUAGUAUGAUAAUUUAUGAUAAAUAUGUAAAUAUAUUUAUUAUUUUUUAAAAAGGAAGUUUUUAAAAGUUUUUAGUUCUAACUUUUUGCUAAAUUUUGCAGAAAUAUGCUGAAUUUUGCACUAUUCUGACUUUUUUUAAAAUCCGUGGAUUUUUUUGUGAGCAAUUUAUGUGUUUUUUUUCGAAUGUUUUUUUAAAUUUCUUUUUUUUAUCUUUUUUUUUUUAUAGAAUUAAAUAGAUUAUUUAGAAAAAUUUUUAAAGAAAAAAAAAUGAUUUUUUAAUACCUUUUGUAAUCUUUUUAUAUCUUUAGUGUACAGCUCUUCUUGCGUUAAGACCGAUCUUUAUUUAAAGACUCGUUA
This is a messenger RNA of Hydra vulgaris (swiftwater hydra), 18490 nucleotides long. Lineage: Eukaryota; Metazoa; Cnidaria; Hydrozoa; Anthoathecata; Hydridae. The record is from RefSeq and is a predicted model, not a curated record.